Austrofundulus limnaeus is the source of this 3069-nucleotide messenger RNA. It is a transcript of the gene fkrp, whose product is annotated as fukutin related protein. Gene Ontology annotation, biological process: protein O-linked glycosylation via mannose. The coding region runs from base 430 to 2019 and encodes 529 amino acids. The record is from RefSeq and is a predicted model, not a curated record. The transcript is spliced from 2 exons. Gene Ontology annotation, cellular component: Golgi apparatus. NCBI's taxonomy places the organism in Eukaryota, Metazoa, Chordata, Actinopteri, Cyprinodontiformes, Rivulidae.
CUCCGAGCAACAGACACCGAAGAAGUAUGCUAGCACAAUGCUAAAGUCGUACGGCAGGAUUUCUUGGUAAAUUCGUGAAAUUUAAAUACUCCCCUUUACUUACGGCUUUCUGUUUUUAAUGCCGGAGUAUGGUUUAAAUCACAGCUGUGCAUUUUUUUGCAAAUGAUGCGGAGUAAAUGCGUUUUUUAUUUGCUACAGAGCUGACUGAAAAUGUGAGCAUAAUGACAUUCAUUAAUGCUGCGCUUCCUAAAUGUACAAGAAUUGCAUGUAAUAAGUGUCUUCCAUCGAGUAUCAUUAUGUACUCUCAAUUAAAGUGUAAAUCCAAAUCUCAUUCAUCCACUUUUGAACAUGAGGACCAAAGACCUGCUCCUGGGUGCCUUUAUUGAUGCUUAAACUCUUUGAAGAAGCACUGGGAAGUAAUCUGUUGCCAUGCGUAUCACUUUCUGCCAGGCUCUGUUAACUGGUGCCAUUAUCGUCAACCUCCUUAUCCUCUAUUAUGUGUCUCGAGCGCAGCAGCAGAUGAUGGAGAAGAGGAAGGAGCUUGGCCGUGGGACGAGGAGGGCCGCUCGGCCGGGCUCGGGGCUCGGAGGAAGCCUGGGGGUCCUCGGAGGAGAACGUGGAGUGGCGGGAGUGGAAGGGCACGGUCGAAGCCCACGGGUGACCGUUCUCCUCCGGGAGUUUGAAAGCUUUGAGAAUUACGUAGGGGAUGUGGCUAAUUCCUUCCUUCGUCAGCGGCCGGAGCUGCCCUUCCUGGCCGUGGCUGACGUGUUUCCGUACCCGCCCCUGGUGCUUCCUGAGGGCGCUCGGCUUCUGGUGCUCUCCCCCAGCCCCGAGCAGCCGCCCCAAGCUCACAGGCCGGAGUUCCACGUGCAGACAGAGUUUGUGCUGUUAGUGCCUGAUGGAGUGGUGCUGGAGCAGCCUCGAGUUGUGGAGAGGCUCAUUAAGGAGCUGGAAGGUGAGGGCGGGGGGCCUGUGAGGCUGGUAGCUGCACCCGUGCUUGCUCGCUCUGCGGUGCAGUGCCUCCACCUGAGGGUGAACCUCAGAGAGUGGACAGCCACGUACUCGCCUGCCGCCUCUGGCAGCAGCGGGAGUGUGUGCACAGCCUUACAGGGAGAUGCCGUCGUCCUGAUUCGCACCGAGGAUCUUUUCAACCUGUCCGUCCCGCUCGGGCGGCCUCUCUUUCCCGCUCUUUUUGUCCAGACGUCCUUGAGAGGUUGGAAGGUCAAACUGCUGGAAAGCCCCUGUUUCUCUGCGAGCCACCGGCCACUUUUCAGCUCCGCGCACAACCAGUGGAAGGCUGACACCCGACUGAAAGAGGCCACGGGGAAGCUGAUGAGGAGCUUCGGGCUGAAGCGCCUCCUGAUGCCCGAUGGGAAGGACCAGUGGUACGGCUGCAGUAAAGAGACGRCGCGCUGCUUCAGCACUGUUCAAGACGACACGCCAGACUAUCUCUAUCUGGACCGCUGGACGCCGCCUUGCUGCCUGCGAUCGCUCAGGGAAACCACCAAGUACGUCAUCAACGUCUUGGAGAGCUCAGGGGUGCGCUACUGGCUGGAGGGAGGGUCUCUGCUCGGCGCCAUUCGCCACCAGGACAUCAUCCCGUGGGAUUACGAUGUGGACCUGGGGAUCUAUCUGGAGGAUGUGCCCAACUGCGAGCACUUGAAGAACCUGGAUUCGGGCUCGUUGGUGGACGCUAACGGCUACGUGUGGGAGCGAGCCGUGGAAGGAGACUUCUACKGAGUCCAGUACAGCGAGUCCAACCAUCUGCACGUCGACCUGUGGCCUUUCUAUCCCCGGAACGCCGUCAUGACUAAAGACACGUGGACAGAGCACAAACAAGACGUGGAGUUCCCGGAACACUUCUUGCAGCCGCUGGUCCCCAUGCCCUUCGCUGGCAUCACGGCCUACGGCCCCAACAACCACAGAGCCUUCCUGGAGCUCAAGUUUGGAGAGGGGGUGAUCGAGAACCCGCAGUACCCGAACCCUGACAAAAAAAGGCUCGAUAGAAGCAAGUUAUGAGAGACGGAAGGGGCUCAAAGGCCCUUUUAUAUUGCACUGAUUGUUAUUUUUUUAAUCUAGUUUACCUCAAUUUCUUUUUCUAUUUUGGCCAAGAAAAAAAACUACACAAUGCCAACUUGUUGACUUAUGUUCUGUGUUAGCUGAUAAGUUUUAUAAUCACAAUCGGUCAAAUAUUUUUUUUCAUUUUAAUGUGUUUUGGUGUAAAGUUUUUUUAAAUGGACAGAGACAGAGAUCCAUUAUUGUACUGACUUUUAAUCAAAAACUGGAUUUACUCGUAAUACCCUGAAUGUGUUGUACAGUGUAAAUAUUACUGCUGUAAAACAAAGUUUAAAUUAUAGGAGAAUAAUCUUGCAGUAUUUAAUGUACAGAAUUAUUUUUAAACAGGUGACCUUUGAGUUACGACAUGGUUUGUUAAUUUGCGUUGCCUUGUUUUAUUGAGACAGUUUCCAUUUUUCAAGUUUUAAAUUUACAAUCAGCUCCUUCGAUAGAUUAGGAAACAAUAUGGGCAGAAAUGUUUCAACAUUUUUUAGGUCUUUUCCGAUACAAAUCAAGGAAUCCAAACAUGAAGACACAAAACAUUGUGACUUUGUGAAAAUAUUGUUUGCUCUUAAGUUUAGCUGAUUUUGGUUUCAUACUACUUGAUGUGUGGCCAUUUUGCAUUUCUUGCUUUAUUUAUUAUUUUUUGUUGCUUUGAAUUUUAAGGGCUAAUAAUUUGAAAGAUUGAUCCUGCAACGUUUAUGCUGUUUUAWUUUAUUUAUUUAUUUUCAUUAUUUAUACUUUGUUCAUAUUCUUAGACUUUUUGUGUCUCUUUCUAGAAGAAACAUUUAUUUCAAAGUCUUACGAGGUUUUACACGUACGUUGAAAAACUGCAACGUUGUUUUGGUGAAAUCCUUUAUUAAUAAUUAUGUGCAAUAUUUGAUUGUAAUAGGGACAUAACAAAACGCCUUCAUCCAACUAGUGUGUGUCCUGCAAAGUUUCUGAUAAGUGUGUGUUGUGUAUUUGUGUGUCACAUUUAAAAAAAAUGGUCAAAUAAAGAAAAAUCUCAACUUU